Chlorocebus sabaeus (green monkey) is the source of this 1074-nucleotide messenger RNA. RefSeq names its product nth like DNA glycosylase 1 (gene NTHL1). The record is from RefSeq and is a predicted model, not a curated record. Gene Ontology annotation, cellular component: nucleus. Gene Ontology annotation, molecular function: 4 iron, 4 sulfur cluster binding; oxidized pyrimidine nucleobase lesion DNA N-glycosylase activity; DNA-(apurinic or apyrimidinic site) endonuclease activity. NCBI's taxonomy places the organism in Eukaryota, Metazoa, Chordata, Mammalia, Primates, Cercopithecidae. Gene Ontology annotation, biological process: base-excision repair, AP site formation; base-excision repair; nucleotide-excision repair.
ACGUGACGGGGCCGCCUGGGCCGCCGGGAUAUGUAGUCCGCAGGAGUCCGGCAUGAACGCCUUGAGCGCCAGGAUGCUGACGCGGAACCGGAGCCUGGGACCCGGGGCUGGGCCGCGGGGGUGUGGGGAGGAGCCCGCGCCUCCCCGGAAGGGAGAAGCUGCAGCAGAAGCAAGGAAAAGCCACAGCCCCGUGAAGCAUCGGCGGAAAGCACAGAGACUGUGUGUGGCCUAUGAGGGCUUGGACAGUGAGAAAGGUGAGAAGGCUAAGUCCCUCAAAGUGCCAGUCUGGGAGCCCCAGGACUGGCAGCAACAGCUGGUCAACAUCCGUGCCAUGAGAAGCAAAAAGGACGCACCUGUGGACCAUCUGGGGGUCGAGCACUGCUAUGACUCCAGUGCACCCCCAAAGCAGGUGCGCAGGUACCAGGUGCUGCUGUCACUGAUGCUCUCCAGCCAGACCAAAGACCAGGUGACGGCGGGCGCCAUGCAGCGACUGCGGGCGCAGGGCCUGACGGUGGACAGCAUCCUGCAGACAGAUGAUGCCACGCUGGGCAAGCUCAUCUACCCCGUCGGUUUCUGGAGGAGCAAGGUGAAAUACAUCAAGCAGACCAGCACCAUCCUGCAGCAGCGCUAUGGCGGGGACAUCCCAGCCUCCGUGGCUGAGCUGGUGGCACUGCCGGGCGUUGGGCCCAAGAUGGCACACCUGGCUAUGGCUGUGGCCUGGGGCACUGUGUCAGGCAUUGCAGUGGACACGCACGUGCACAGAAUCGCCAACCGGCUGAGGUGGACCAAGACAGCAACCAAGUCCCCAGAGGAGACCCGUGCCGCCCUGGAGGAGUGGCUGCCCAGGGAGCUGUGGCACGAGAUCAAUGGACUCCUGGUGGGCUUCGGCCAGCAGACCUGUCUGCCUGUGCGCCCUCGCUGCCAGGCCUGCCUCAACCAAGCCCUGUGCCCGGCCGCCCAGGGUCUCUGAUGGCUGAGCAGCUCCCGCCUCGGUGCUGCUGUGGCCAUGGUCUGUGAAGUGGCUUUACGCUUCAGGAAGCCACGCCUGUCGAAUAAAGCUUUGGGCUGUUUGCA